GAGGGGUGUCGCUGCUCUCCGCCUAGAGAUGGCUCCAGAUGCUGCAGGCCUUGCUCCAGACUAUCAGUUUUGGCUGCAGAAGCUUUCUAUAUGGGAGCAGGCCUCCUCCAAGGAAACCCAGCAGGACACCUGUCUCCACCUGUCCCGGUUCCAGGAGUUCCUGAAGCAGAUGUAUGAAAUCUUGAAAGAGAUGGAUUCUAGGGCAAUCCUGGAAAGGUUCCCCAAAAUUGGUCAGCUGUUGGCAAAAACUUGUUGGAAUCCUCUCAUCUUAGCAUAUGAUGAAAGCCAAAAAUUUCUAAUAUGGUGCUUAUGUUGUCUGAUGAACAAAGAACCACGGACCCCUGGAGAAUCCGAGCUUAACUUCUGGAUCCGCGGUUUGUUAUCGCACGUGCUUUCUGCAUUCAGAUUUGACGUGAAAGAAGUUGCUCUUUUUACUGAAAGUCUCGGAUAUGAGCCUGUUGAUUACUGUCCUAGCUUGCUUAAAAACAUGGUUUCGUCAUUAGUGUCUGAGCUCAGAGAGUGUCAUCUUAAUGGACUGGACACUCAAAGUCGGAUGGCUCCUGAGCGCAUGAUGUGCCUGUCACAAGUUUGUGUCCCUCUGGUUUCUCUGCCUGAUUUCGAACCCCUGGUGGAGGCUCUCCUCACCUAUCAUGGGCAUGAGCCCCAGGAGGUCCUCUCUCCUGAGUUCUUCAACGCUGUGAAUGAAGCCUUCUUGUCGAGAAAGAUCAUUCUGCCCGUGUCCUCUGUGGUCAGCCUCUGGUUUCACCAUCUCCCCAGUCUUGAAAAAGCAGUGCUGAUUCUUUUUGAAAAGCUGCUCUCCAGCAAGAGAAAUUGCCUGAGAGAGAUGGAGUGCUGUAUAAAAGAGUCAUUGCUGCCUCAAGCAGCCUGCCAUCCUGCCAUCUUCAGGAUUGUAGAUGAAAUGUUCAGGUCUGUGCUGCUGGAGACCGACGGAGCCCCAGAGGUGCUCGCCGCUCUUCAGGUCUUCAUGUCGUGCUUGGCAGAAGCUCUGGAAAAAGAGCACAAGCAGAUGAAGUUUUCCCUCAAGACCUACUUCCCAUACGGUGCUCCAUCCCUCACUGCCAUGCUGUCCCAGCGCCCAGAAGCUAUCCCACAGAGGCAUCGGCUCCAGCCUCUGCUGCACAUUUCCCAGCUCCUCAGAGAAGCAGUUGAAGACCACACUCAUGGGUCCCAGCGAGACCCCUUCGAGAGCUGGUUUUUGUUGACCCACUUUGGAGGAUGGGUUGACCUGGCCAUGGAGCAGCUGCUGAGGGAGGAAGCUGAGCCCCCUGCAGACCUGCUGUGGCUCGUGGUGUUCUAUUACAGCCCGCAGGACGGGAGUCAGCAGAGAGCACAGACCAUGGUGGAGCUGAAGGCAUUGCUCAACUGCCUCCUGAUGCUGCUCAGAAGUGGCCCCCUCUCCGCUGCCGAUCUGCAGAAAGCAGCUGAGAUUCCCAGUGCAGACCCCAGGCCACCUGUAUGCAGACAGCUUGUCAGACGCCUGCUUCUUAGCCUCUUGCUCUGGACCCCAGAAGGCCAUGAAGUUGCCUGGGAAGCUGUCACCCAUAUGGCCCACACGGAGGCUAUCACCCAUGAAAUUGUUGGCUUUCUUGACCAGAUCUUGUAUAGAUCGGAUCUCCUUUGUGCCGAAGCCUCACGAAAACUGGCCGGAGAGCUCCUUCAGGAGCUGAGCCCAGGCCUAGCUCGGGUCUAG
Messenger RNA from Microtus oregoni (creeping vole), 1711 nucleotides. RefSeq names its product Fanconi anemia group C protein homolog. The transcript has 14 exons. Gene Ontology annotation, biological process: nucleotide-excision repair; cellular response to oxidative stress; interstrand cross-link repair. Gene Ontology annotation, cellular component: Fanconi anaemia nuclear complex. Lineage: Eukaryota; Metazoa; Chordata; Mammalia; Rodentia; Cricetidae. The record is from RefSeq and is a predicted model, not a curated record. The coding region runs from base 29 to 1711 and encodes 560 amino acids.